AACUUCAUCCUCCAAGAAAAUCUCACAAUACAUCCACAACAAGUCCAAAUCGCCCCGUAACCCUCAAAAGACACCUGCUCUUUACUUGCUUCAGUGGCCGACUCAUGAAUAUCCCAACAUGGCACCACAGAGAACGACGGGCAAGGUGCAGAAACGCACGUCACACAGAGGUGGGCCAAAGCAGGCGAGGCGGGGCUCCGUCGAAUCUGAGUCUUCUGAUGGAACUUUACGAGCCUCUAAUAUCGAACCUGGCCAUGAAGCCUCUCGGAAGAUGUUGAAGCGGUUCGCGGCCAAAGUCGGCAAGGUUGUUACUCUAGAACAAGUUGCUGCAGCUAGUCAAUGGAUGACCUCUAUGCAGUGCACAGAGAACGAUUUGCAAAAAUUCGCAACUUUCAAUAGCCACGCUGAGAAGAUUGGCCUUCAAAAAGUGUGGCCGGAGAUCAUCAUGUAUCGAUCGAUCGGGCAGAUCUCGACAUACUUCCUCGACGGACAAAGGCUGCGUAAUGGCGGUCAAAGCGAUAUCAAUGCUCUUGAUGAGUUGGAGAUUUCUGUUGUCGGCUGGGUCAGAUUGGCCUCCGAGGGACGACUUAGCAGGCUGGAAGAGUCUGCUGAGAUUGAGGACGGUGAAGGGCAAUACAGCACACAAGCUGAAAGGUUCAAGACAUUCCUCACAGAAUUCAAACACCGAGGUAACUUCACUGUUUGGAAUUACGACCAGAUGAAGAUGCUUCGUUACAUGAUAUACAAAGUGGUGCAUGAACCUGUUGGCUUGGAGCACACACCAAGGCAGUCCACUGGCAAGAUAAUUGCCCGCUUCCGAAUUAUUCCCUUUGCUUAUCAUUCUUUUAGAUCCCCCUAGGAGAUUCGCAAGAAUAACAGAUGAGGAGUCAAGUCCAGAGGCUCCCGGGAGUUACGAAGAAGAGUCCACCCACGGUGAUGAACAUAGCCCUGGGGUUCUAGCGCGAAGGAUACUUGCCCUCGAAACAGGUCUCAAGGGGAAAAGAAAAGAUCUUAGGGAGGCUCGAGCUGCUGCACAGAAUGCUCAAAAUAUACUCAGUGAUUUUGACGAGAGAGUGUUACUCGAAGUAAAAGAUAUCCUCGAGCAUAGGCGUGCAGCGGGCCAGGAAUGGACAAUCGCUGCUGCUGAAGUUCAAGCGCGGAGGUUUGAUGAUUUGGGUCGCCAAGUGAGUCAGGAGCUCAGGAAAAAGCUUGUCGAGCCGCUCAGUGGUGAGCAAGAGAUCGAGGAUGCGAUCAGAAUAGCGGAAGCAAAGAUUGCACGCCUUAAAGAGGCAAUAAAUGCAACAUCAUCGUAAAAUGAAACUCUCAAGCGGAUAUAUGCAACAAAAAGUG
Messenger RNA from Mollisia scopiformis, 1350 nucleotides. RefSeq lists its product as uncharacterized. The record is from RefSeq and is a predicted model, not a curated record. The transcript has a single exon. Bases 119 to 859 code for a protein of 246 amino acids. NCBI's taxonomy places the organism in Eukaryota, Fungi, Ascomycota, Leotiomycetes, Helotiales, Mollisiaceae.